Molecule: messenger RNA, 1963 nt
Organism: Phytophthora nicotianae INRA-310
Lineage: Eukaryota; Oomycota; Peronosporomycetes; Peronosporales; Peronosporaceae
Exons: 2
Coding region: 115-1791 (558 amino acids)
Source: RefSeq, a predicted model, not a curated record
CAGACCUCCGUCAUUCUCGCAAACCCGAGAAGAAGAACAGUUGAGAAAAGCCCAAGCAGCCUCUUCGCCCAACUUUUUCAGCUGGCCGUUGUCGCUAUCCGUCAUGCCUUGCUAAUGUUCACACCCACCACUCGCUGGGACGAGGGUGCUCACGGCCAAACCACGGAAAGCUCUGCAGACCUAACGGGAGCUUUUAAAGCCUCAGGCUUGAAGCCUUUCUCAUUGUGCAGUUUACCGUUUGAGCCACACAUCGACGCUGAAGAGCUAGCAAACAACCGAAUGGCUGACCUACAUAGCAAGAUGGAUGCCCACCAAGAAGAUAUCGACCGUGCCAAGGAGCAGAUCCACGACACCACUCAGAAGGCCGACUCAUAUCUGACCGAGUUGACAAAGCGUGUCGAGGAGUAUGAGAAGGAUCACGAAGACUUUGAGCCUGCUGGGCAGUUCUUGAAGUCGGCGCUUGAUGCUUCACGUUCGGCGACGCAGAAGCUAAAGACCCAGGGCCAGUCGUUGUCGGAACGAUCGGUUCCCGUGGCGAUUGAUGGCAUGAAUUCCGUUCGUGAAUCACUUGACGAUCUCCAGAAACAAGCUGUCGCCUACGAUGACAAGUACGCGGGAUCUCGCGGUCAACAGGCCAUGGAUACACUGCACCACUGGGUAAAUGCUGGUCGUCAACGCGCCACCGACGCCAUGGAGACGACCAACGAGCAGUUGAUGAAGUUGCGUGACGCCGUUGGAAACAUGGCUGGCCAAGCUACUCAGGGAGCUCAAGUGGCUGUGGGUGAGGCCGUACGUGCUGCCGAAUACAGCGAUGAGAAGCUGGGCGUGAGUAGUAAAGCCGGUGGGGUCGUCCAGAAAGUCCGCGACUUGGAUGCUCGCUUGGGUGUGUCGGCCACGGCCGCGAAGGUGGAUACGAAGAUCACGGGCGGUCUUGGCUGCAAGGUGGCAGCCACCACAGUGGACAUAGUGACGGAGAGCGUGAGCUACAUCUCGGAGACGCUGCACAACGCGAAGCUGGCAGCUCAGCAGUCCGACACAGCUCAAGGUCUGGAGGCGAAGGGUGCGGCUGCCACUGGAGCUGCUGCGGCCAAGAAGGACGAGAUGCAACAGACUUUCGGUGAAGAAGUCGAGAAAGGUAAAGAGAAGGCUGGUAUGGCUACACAGAAGACUGAGGAGAAAGCUAGAGAAAUGAAGGAGACUACUGCAGAGAAGACGGAGCAAGCGAAGGAGAUGGCGCAAGAUAAAGCUGACCAGGCCAAAGGGAAGGCUGGUGAGAUGACCGAGACGGCUAAGGAGAAGGCAGAGCAAACCAAAGAAGGUGCCAAGGGUAAGGCUGGUAAGGCUGCAGAGACUGCUGGUCAAGCGAAAGAGAAGACAGAAGAGAUGGCUGGCCAAGCGAAGGAGAAGACUGAGGAGAAGACUGGAGAGACGAAAGAGCAGUCGAAGGGCGUUGUUGGCCAAGCUAAGGAUAAGGCUGGUGAGCUGAAGGAAGCAGCCAAAGAGAAGGCUCAAUCGGCCGCCGAUACUGCCAAAAGUAUGGGUACGCGAACGGAGGCGAAGACGACGAAGCCCAAGGAGCCAACAUCGACUCAAGGUGAGACCUUCACGGAGAAGGGCCUUGAAGCUGCCAAGCAGACACGUGCGAAGGCGUCGGAAGCAGCAAAAACUGCUGCUGGAACGGCUCAUCAGGAGAUGCAAGGCAAGCACGCGAAGCCCGAAAAGACUGGAGGUGAACGCGAUACGCCUGGGUUCAAGCAAGCGCAGCAGUAUGCGUCAAAGGGCUCCAAGUGAAGUGAGGCUGAAGAUGACGACAACGCGUGGCAGAGUGACGUGUCACCUCAACCACUUGGGUCGAUCACCUUCAUCACGAUACAUAUCUAAGCUUAAUCGUUUUGUUUCUUGAGAGUUGCAACCGAUGAAAUCUUUGGAGGCAUGAGCUAAUAUAUGAAUUUUUCUGUUUGCA